CUAAAACUGGGCUGCUGUGCUGUGUCAAGAGCGCGAUGAUGGCUUUAGAAGAGAAGGAAACGGGAGCAGCAGCAUGGGACACCGACGCCCGGGGGGCAGCCUUCCUGAAGCGGUUCCUCACCAGGAUGGCCCGGCAGGCAGCUUUGGCAAACCAGCGGGAGCUGUACGGAGCCUGGCGCGUCUGGUUGCAUAAGUUACGCGAGGAGAGACGAACCAGGGGCGCUCGCGCGAGGCGCAGUGCAUAAACCAAAUUGUCGCGGAAACCAAGCGUCUCCGCCGCUGCUGAAUCAUGAUUCACGUACAGGCGCGGCGGGCACGCCACGACGCAAUGCUCGCGACGCUCCGCGAACACGCGCCCGGGGAGAGGGACGCCGCCGUCGUCGCCGACCUCGUCGCGUGGGCGUCCGGCGCGUUCGCCGGCGCCGACGCCUCGGCGCUGCCCGGACUCUGUCAGCACCUCGUGUGGAAAACAAAUUUCACGGCGGCUUGACGGCAUGGUGGUGCACAUCUCCCAUUGGUUGAUUUCUACACAGGCCAGCACCUGGCGGUUACCGAGCGCGCGGCCGGGGAUCUGCUGUGGCUCCAGGGAGACGUCGCCGACAAGUACUACGUGCUGCACGCGGGCUUGAUCAAGCUCUUCCGCCACUCGACGCCGAUCAUGACGCGAGAAUGCCGGGAACUAUAUGGCGAUCGACGGGCAGUCCUGCGGCGCCGACCGCACGAGCUCGCCCGCGCUGCGCGCGGCACGGUCGACGAGGCACCGGCGGUGGCGCAAGGGAUUGCAGCCACGCCGGUCGCCGGCGCUCCGGCGCCCGCGGAGGCGAGCCCGCGGCCGACGGCGGCGCCCGCGGAGGACGUGUCCGCGACCUCCGGAGUGGCGUGCUCGCCGCCGCCGGAGUGGGACACGCUCGGCGUCGCGACGUCAGCCCCGACGCCGGCGGCGUCGGCCUCACCUCACGUCGCCGAAGCGCCGGUGCCGGCGCAAAGAAUUGCCGACGCGCCGUCGCCGGCCGCCGCCGCUCCAGCGCCAGCGGAGGCGCGCCGCCCGCGGCCGGAGGCGGACCCAGAGUGGGACACGCUCGGCGUCGCGACCAAGGACGUCGUGGCCGGCACCUGUGUGGAAAUCAACCAGUGAGUUAGGUUAUCCUGACAAAUAUUGCGUGGAUCUUCGUGAGCCUCCACGCCAUCGAGCCGACGCGGUCAUGGGACACCGUCGCGUCGAUGGCGUGGAACCUCCACGCAGUCGAGCUGAUUCAAUGAAGGAGACGGCACGACGGCGUGGGGCGCCCGAAAUUUGAUUUCCACACAGGCCGGCACGGGCCUCGGCGAGGGGGCCCUGCUCCGGAGCGUCGGCGUCACUGGCGCGUCGAGCGCCGACUCGCCGUACGUCGACACGGCGGCGUGCAUCGAACCUUGCGUGGUACUUGAGGUGCGGGGCGACGACUACCGAAACGCACUCGCCGUCGAGCACCUCCGGCGAGUUGAGAUCAUGCAGACGCGAAAGUUCUUUCGGGAUCUCGGACCGUUCAAGCAUUGGCGGCCGGAGUCGUUUAUGCAGCUCGCUGAGAGGUCGACUAAACGUCAUGUCUGUGCCGGUGCAGCGGUCGCGAGGCGCGGCUUGCAGUGCGACACCAUCGCGUUCGUGGUGCAGGGCCGUGUAGAAAUCAAAUUUUGCGGGUGUUCUCGCAUACGGGUGAAUCAUAGCAUCCACGCCAUCGACACGAUGACUGUUCGAUGGCGUGGCGGUGUGGGCUUUACACCCCUCGAUUCAGUCAUCACUGCCACGUUGUCGCCGAGAAAUGACUUUGUGAAGAAUUAUCGUCCGCUCACUGGUUUAUCUCCACACAGGUGCAGGGCGAGCUCAAGCUCGAGGGCGCCGUCGCCGUCGGUAGUCGGAGGGAACGCGUCGAUCUGCUGCGGCUCGGGCCCGGCUCCAUGCUCGGCGACGUCGAGAUCGCAGAGGGUCUGACCCAUUUCCUCGCGACGGCGACGACGACUCGGCGGAGCAUGUUGCUCGAAGUCCCGCGAUCGUUUUUUGAGGCAAUGCUCGAGCUCAACGACGGCGCGAAACAACGGGAAAACUUCGAGCGCAUCGUAAAUGCCCGGCGCGACGUCCAGGCGAAAGCGGCACUCGAUGCCCUUGUUAGAUCUGGCGCCGCGAAGAAGGGGGGUGCCCCGCCGCCUGCCUACGGGCGCAUCUGCGACGAGUUUGAGGCCGCGCUGGAACGGCGCGUCGCGAAUGCAUUGGAGACCUCGUGGGCCCGCUCGCCUCCCAAGGCCGCUGCGGCUGUGGAGGACGCGCUUGCGCGGCGCCCCGCUCGGCGCGACAGUGGCGCGUCGCGUGUGGGCGUCGUGAAGGGGCUGGAACGCGCGUCUAGAACGUCAACGGAACAAGGGUCAGAGACGAGGGAGAUCGAAGACGACGAAGGGGCCUACAGGGACGCGCUCGCCGUCACGAUGAGCGCACUACGCACCGACUCAAUCCGAGAUGCGAGGCGGACGGCGCCGCGGCGCCGCCGAGGCGCCGCGCCGACGACACCGGCCGACCUGAUCGGCAAACCGAGCAUCGUCGACACGCCUGACGUCCACGCAGCUCAUCGGGCGCUUACGGAAUUGUCGGCCAUCACGGACCGACAGCGCAGAGCGCUCCCCAGCGACACCCUCCUCCGGAUGACGAGAGAAAUCCUCACGCCAGACAUGAAUGCCCUGAUGAAGUCCAAGCGGCGGCGGCGACCGGGCGACUUUACUUAAACUUGAAA
This is a messenger RNA of Pelagomonas calceolata, 2759 nucleotides long. The record is from the annotation of a GenBank genome assembly. Lineage: Eukaryota; Pelagophyceae; Pelagomonadales; Pelagomonadaceae.